Molecule: messenger RNA, 5052 nt
Organism: Plasmopara halstedii
Lineage: Eukaryota; Oomycota; Peronosporomycetes; Peronosporales; Peronosporaceae
Product: DNA polymerase sigma
Exons: 2
Coding region: 1-5052 (1683 amino acids)
Molecular function (GO): protein binding
Source: RefSeq, a predicted model, not a curated record
AUGAAGACGGACAAACCGAGCAGCCACACGAGUCGCAACAAAAAGAAAUCGGACAAAUUUGACGAAGUAGACAAGAACAUUCAAAUUCCAAUGGCCACACGAAUGAAGAUGCAAAUGAACCUCAAGAUGAACGCAAAUGGUAAUAACUUAGCCAGCAAGGACACAUACCUCCUUCGUACUGGUAUCGAUCAAUAUCGUACACUGCAGCAACUCAACACGACAAAUCAUGUCCGCCGGUCCCUCAGCUCAGCUGAGCGCGCCGCUGAGCGCGGAGUCUCUCUUAUGGAACGGAAACAGUUUAAUGCAGCCAUUCCAUUAUUAAGUGAAGCAUUAGAGACUCUCUUAUCAUUCUCAUCUGACUUAGGCACCACGAGCAGUACUGUUAAGCUAUACCACCAGCGUGGACUCUGUUUUCUUGCUACUAAAAAGUAUAAAGCAGCAAUUGAAGACUUUUCUCAGGUCAUGCAAAUGACACCAAAGAGUGCAGAGCUCUUUGCAAAACGAGGUAAAGCUUAUGCGGCUUUAGGGGAACACCACGCCGCUAUGCUUGACUACAACGAAGCUAUUAACCUUGCAGCGACUCAAGGGUUACUUCAUGAUUACAGUCUGAUUGCAUCACGGAAUGAUGGUCAGGCUUCAACUCCAGGUUUAGUGCAGUUACGAGGCUUGUACUUGGCUCGCGCUAAAGUAUACCGAGCUAUGAACAAUAUUACUCAUGCAUUAGAAGAUCUCUGUCAUGCUGAAAAUUCGGCCGGUGGUCAUCGAGAUGCCAAUCUUUAUUAUGACCGAGCGCAACUCUAUUUACAGUGUCAUCAAGAUCUGCUCGCGUUGCAUGACUUUGAUCGAUUCCUUGAGCUGCGAGAAGAAACGGAAGAGAGUCGGCAUUUUGAUGCGUCAGGAGGUGUUGGUGGACUUGCAGGUUUUGUGGCACCUCAGGAAUUGACCGUUAAAUCAAACGCACGUGUGUUGGAGGUGUUGAUGGAAAGAGGAAAGUUACUUCAGCGGUUAGCACUCGAAGAAGAUAUACGAGAACAAAAGGAUGCUGAGUUAGCAGCUGUGGAGCUAGGCCAGACGUCACCAAGUUUGAAGACGGGUCCAACGACCAUGAAACGCGGGGUAAAGCUGGCCUAUCCAACCAAGUUGCCAAAUCCCGAACUGUAUAGAGGAAUUGAGUCUCGACGACUCGAGAAACGAGCAUUGCAGGAUUAUACGAAAGCUAUGGAACUUGAGCCGCAGAAUAUUGAGACGUUGCGGCUGCGGGGUGAAGCGUUGAUGCAUCUUGGACGAUAUGAGGAUGCGCUAAAAGAAUACUCUAGUGCUCUUGAAAUUGAUCCUAACGAUUUUGAAGUAGCGAUGGCUCGUGCGAAAUUAUAUCGACAACGCGGUGAUCUGAAGGCCGCUGUGGAUGAAGUCACAGCCAUAUUGCAAAGAAAUGGUUUUUUUAUUGAUGGAUUAAAGAUGCGAGGGCAAUUGUAUGAAGCCUUGGGGAUGAUCCAAGAGGCAGAGAAUGACUAUUCCUCGAUCAUUCAUGCACACUUUGACAAGUCAGGAGCGGAUAAAGCGGCUAAUACUGUAAAAGUUACAAUGGAGCUUGCUUCGGGCGGAACAGUGCACGUCGGUAGUCACAAAAAAGGAAAAGGGGAGAAAUACGGAUCGAACGGGAGGAUUACUAGCAAUGUAGCAUUACACGCUUUGCUUUGUCGUGCGCGACUACGACUUGCUAGUGAACAAUUUAACGCUGCAGAAGAGGAUUAUAAAGAGAUUUUAAGUACUUUUGCGAACAACAUGGAAGCGCAGUUAGAACUGCAAGAAACCCGCGAGCGUCGUCGUAUUUUUGAACAGCGAAAACAGCGCGAAGCACUUGCUUGGCUGGAGUUAAAUGCGGACGAGAAGGAUAGUGCUGGGGUAUUGAAUUCAAAUGGAAGCAGCACUUCCAAAAGAUUUUCUGCGGGUUACGUACUGCUGGAGGACGAAGAAGAGCGACAAGGGCAGGAGGAGCAGCGAAUACAGCAGCAAACAGUUGAGGACGACGAAAAUAGGAUGGAGCAAGAAAAAAUUGACCGUUGUCGUAACAUUACAGCAAGCGAUACUUCCGACUUGACGCAAAAUGACCUCAGAAUUGAGACUAGAGUGAGCAUCGAUGAUAAGCAGCUAGAUUCUGAUUUCAAUACGGAACAAGGAGGGCCUAAAGAGGGUGUGUCAGUGACUACUGAUGAGGAGAUUGGAAUCAAGGAUACAAAGCUAGAAAGUGAGAAACCUCUAGAGACUCCAACGCGGUGCAGUGCAAGGGCAACAGUAGCUGCUACUACUUCACCUCCAGUGGCAAAGGCAACGGUAAGUAUGACUCGCGAUGAAGCGUGGGAAAGCAUGAUGGAUGAUGAAAUUGAUGAACCCUCGGAAGCCGUAUCAUUUACAAUCGAUUCCCAGGCGCAUUCUAGCAAUUGUGGCCGCAAUCAUAUAAAGCAUGAGACGUUGGAAGUCAAUAACAACUCUGCAUCACUCAAUGAAAGUAUACGUCGUGAGGGGAACAAGGACCAGUCAUGUCACCCUCUGGAAGUAUCUGCACCUUGCAUCGUAUACAAAGAACCGAACGAGGAGGCUUCAGGGAGUAGCGAAGAUGGGAAAGAUGGUCAUAGUAAAAUGAAGGCUGUGCUUAUGGACGAGAAGUACUUGAAAAAACGCGAGCGGCAACUCAAAAAGCUACGUGCAAGUCUACAGCACGCAUCUGACGAGCGUGACAAGAGCGCUAUCGAGGAAGCCUUGGCUCGCGCUGACCGCAAACAGAUGAGUGACGCUUUGCAAGAUGAUAUUCAGCGAGCACUCAAGGUUCUUGCCGAUAUAGCCACUGAAACGCAGCGUCCUUGUGAUGUCUUGCCUACCAAUGAAGCUUCUUCGAAUUUCCCUCAGGCCUCUAUGGUGGCUUCUGAACACAGUCGUUCUCAUCCUCAUCCUGAGACUUCGUCUCCAAGCGCUACAUCUGGCACUUUGAAGCCGUCGCUUGUAAUUCGGCCCAUCGCUUAUGGUCAGGCACUGCAAGCUGCGGAGCAACAUCAACAGCAAUUGAGGGCGCAUCAAAAGCUACUCGAGGAAAAAAACGCUGAGAUUAGCGAGCUUCGAAGACUUUUAGCGCUGAAUAGAUUGUCUCCUAUCUAUGCAAACGAGGAGAAACGAAGAGCUGGGGCUCGAACUCAUGCAAAGGCAGCAGCUAUUGAACGCCGCGUGAAUAGCUUGCGAGCUCAAUUUCCAGUUGAUGGGUUAGCUGCUCGUCAAGCAGAUGAGCUUAUAGAGUGGAUGUGCCCUAGCGAGGCUGCUGACCGUGUUCGUCAACAGGUAAUCUCUUUUGUGCAACGAAUCAUUAGCGCGCACUUCCCACUUGCGGCAGCCCCGCUCUUCUAUCCUACUGGUUCGUAUCCCAUGAAAACGUAUUUGCCGGGUUCCGACCUCGACAUUUGUUUACUUCUGCCGCAAGAAUUGGAGACAUCAUGGUAUUUUAUGGUGAUGCAGGCGCUCUGUGUCGCUGGCGGCAGUGGGGGAGCUGGCACUGUGCUGGAUCUCGGUGUAUCUGGGGAUACGAGCAGUAGUACCAUACCUUGUGCUCCAUCAUCUACUGUCACGAGUAGCGGUGGCUCUCUUAUUUUGACAAACACGGUUCGUAAUGUAACUUUUAUCAAUGCAGAAGUUCGAGUUGUCAAGUGUACAAUUGACAACAUUUCUGUCGACAUCACAGCCAACCGCGUGGGUGCACUUGGUGCUGUCCGUCUGCUGGAUGCCAUGGCAGCCCGUGUAGGACGACACCACUUGUUUAAGAAAAGUAUUAUUCUCAUCAAAGCCUGGUGUACACAUGAGUCGAGUGGUUUCAUGGAGGCUGCGUCGGUGGAGGCUGGCGGAGCGCUGGGUCUGGGGAGCACCCCAUCUAACGUGAUGGGGGCAAGCCACGGUGCUCUCUCGACUUAUGCUGUGAACACGAUCGUCAUGGCACUGUUCAAUCAGCACGGCGACAUAAUUUCGCACCCCCUACAAGCUUUGUAUAUGUUUUUAGAUCAACUCGCAGAAUUUCCUUGGCACGAAUCUGCAUUAACUUUGCUUGGCCCUGUGCCGCUUAGCUAUUUAGCGACCGCAAUGAUUCAUGAAACUCCUUUGUACAAGUCCAAACCUAAGACUAGAGGACUUGACGCGGAGGAUAUUGAAGCAAUUCGUGACACUUUGGCUGACCAAUUCGGAGCAUUUGACGUGACUCUUACGGGUCAUAAGGGAGCGUCGACAAUAGCUUUCCCUAUCCGAGCCUGUAACAUUGUGGAUCCACUUGAUGACAAAAACAACUUGGCGCGUAGUGUGUCAGCCGAAGUCUUUCCCAUUCUGAAACGUGCAUUUCGACUUGCAAGAGAUCGGCUAGCUGCAAUGCUGGUUUCUCAAUCUGUGCAUAGUGAUGACGAUGCUGAGCUUUUGAACGAAGAAAUCAAGGAUGACGAACAGAGCAAGGCGUUUUUUGCGCGAUGCUGGAAGCUGUACGGUCGUGGCGAUGGAUGGCGUCCAGACCUGUUAAUUCAUCCGAGACAAACAUGGCACGGGAAAACAGCGACUUCAUUAAUAAAGAAGAGCAAUAUAUCACCAGGACGCCAAUUCUCAGCGACUCUUAACAAAAGUGACGAGGACGAAGACAGCCGAUGGGAGUCGUUGCUGCCAUCGCUAGAUGCUAGGGCUGCGAACGCAUUGUUGCUUCAGUAUCAGCAACUACACCAACAAGCAGCGGCAGCUGCUUACCACCACCGCACAAUGAUAGCAUACCAGCAGCCCUACUUUGGUCCGCUACCAAGGCAUGGCCAUCCAAUGGGCUCACCCAGAUCGACAUCAAGUGGCUCAGGUGUUCAAUCAAAUGGAAAUACAGCAGAACCUACACCAGGAAUAUUUGAUGAAGUAACGCGCCACUCAACGACGCUGCACCAUCCUUACGAGAGUCCACAGCGCCGUCGCAGCAAGUCACCACCACCGCAUGUCAAAUCAAUGGCAAUAGAAAGUCGCAGAGUCGAUGCGACAUCGCCGCUGCGCACGUAA